AUCACAUUUUAACCGGAAGUGGUCCUCAGUGCUGCCAGCCGAGAUGUAAUUUUAAAAUUACCGGCAUAUGUCAGUUUUCAGCAUGGUCGCAUAAACAACUUGUCUGCCUGGUCGACAUUGCCAAGAAAUCUGGAUUCAAAAUAUAAAAACAAAUGCAGUAUAAGUUAGUUCAACAAUUUUAACUACAAUACGGAACUCUUAUUGGCGUUAUUGAAGCAAUACUUCACCAGGCACAGUAAUUUCACCACGUAAACAUGAAAACAGUUGUUCAUUUCUAGGAGCGUUGUUGGGAACGUUAACUGCAGAUUGUAUUUUGUGCUCUUGUUUUCUAGCAGCCAGCGUUAUUUGACCUUUCGGUGAUCGAAGAUCCUCUUGUAGUCUGUUUCCAAGUGGUCAUAAAAUAUUUCUCCACUUACUAUUGUUCUGUACUUUUUGCAGCUGAACAAUUCCCAUUCCCUGCCUAUCGUAAAUCGACGUUCGAAACAUAAACAAACAAGUUUGAACAUGACAUUUGUGUGACGUUCAGUUAUGUUUUGGCGCUCAUUUGUUUGGAAGAAUCUACUGACUGCAUUGCACAAAGUUUGCAGGUGAACAGUUUGUGAACGUAAAGCAACAGCUACAGUGCAGUUAAAUAUCUCAACAAAGCAGCGAAAGUGCCUUUGCGUAUCGUAAAUGAGCUCGUUCACGUUGUUUGAUGCAGUGGAUUGUUUGUUCCGAAGGAUCAGCCAAUCGAUACGAGCCAACCAGCAAGCCGGUGUUGAAUCAGCUGAUCUCGAUAAAUCACACCUGCUGGAACUAGAAUCACUGUUCGGACAAGGAUUGUUGUCUCGUGCUAUUGGAAUAGUUUACGGAAAACAACCUGUAAUAGCCUACUGCAAUUUCGACGGCCAGUGCACUUUCCUCGGUGUGCCAGGAUCAAAAUACGGAACCGUGUACAAAGUUUUCCCGGGCAUUAAUUUCUGUGCCUGUGAAUCCUUUCGAGAUUGGGUGCUGAAACAACAGCGUCAACCUACCUGCAAACACGUGCUAGCGGCACGUUUAGCAUUAAUAUUGCUGAGAAAAAAAGACGAACCACUUACCGGUGCCAACAGUUGGCUCACCUUGAAGCAACAAUUUGUUGCCGAUUGUUUGAAAUAA
This is a messenger RNA of Anopheles funestus (African malaria mosquito), 1137 nucleotides long. RefSeq lists its product as uncharacterized. Gene Ontology annotation, molecular function: zinc ion binding. Lineage: Eukaryota; Metazoa; Arthropoda; Insecta; Diptera; Culicidae. Gene Ontology annotation, cellular component: Shu complex. The coding region runs from base 673 to 1137 and encodes 154 amino acids. Gene Ontology annotation, biological process: double-strand break repair via homologous recombination. The record is from RefSeq and is a predicted model, not a curated record. The transcript has 2 exons.